This is a messenger RNA of Drosophila busckii, 938 nucleotides long. Its product is annotated as antigen 5 like allergen Cul n 1. Lineage: Eukaryota; Metazoa; Arthropoda; Insecta; Diptera; Drosophilidae. The transcript is spliced from 2 exons. The record is from RefSeq and is a predicted model, not a curated record. Bases 26 to 823 code for a protein of 265 amino acids.
UUGCAAACUUGCAUUGUAUCCAAAGAUGUUCAGUAAAGUAACAGGAUUCUUUGUGCUGGCCACAGCUUUAGUGAGCCUUGUAGCUGCUAUUGACUAUUGUGCUCUGCCCACCUGUCUGGACAAGCACAUUGCCUGCAACAACAAAGGAAACUACAGCGCAGAAUGUCCAAAGGAUGUGCGUGAAGUCAAAAUAGAGCCUCAUCAAAAGCUGAUCCUCACACUGUUCAAUGAGCUACGCAACAAUGUGGCUGGUGGAAAAAUAGAGGGCUUACCCAAGGCAGUGCGCAUGGCCAAGAUGACCUGGUGCGAAGAGCUUACCCACUUGGCGCUGUUCAAUGUGAAGACGUGCCAAUCAUUGCCAGACAAGUGUCGCAGCACUGAGCGGUUUGCUUAUGCUGGCCAGAACAAUGCCAUCUUCAGUUACAGUGGCGCCGAGACGGAGUAUUCCGAUGCAGAGAUUAUCAAGGAGCAAAUCGAGAAAUGGUUUGCUGCACGCAUCAAUGCAUCCCCUGAGAUUCUAUCCAGUUUCCCUCAGGAGUUGCCCAACAAGAGCGCGGCACAGUUCACAAUUGCCGUCUCUGAAAAGAACACACAUCUUGGAUGUGCGGCAGUGCGUUUCUCCAAGGAUUACUACAAUCACUUUGUGCUGACCUGCAACUUCGCCACAUCCAACAUUAUUGGACAGCCCGUGUACACUCCUGGCGAUAAGGCCACCUCCGGCUGCAAGAAUCGCUAUGGCGCUGCCUUUGAUUACCCCAAUCUGUGCUACGCCAAGGAGAUCUACGACAACGAGAAGAUCGUGGCCGAUAUCAAGCUGUUUUAGAUUUCAUUUUAAUGCUAGUUCAAUUUUGUAAACUAAUGAUGUGACCCCAACGAAAUGUGAAUCAAAGCAAAUGGUAAUAAUAUUGAUAAUAGCUAAACGAUUAUUUAAAAUAAAA